Molecule: messenger RNA, 10406 nt
Organism: Pseudopipra pipra
Lineage: Eukaryota; Metazoa; Chordata; Aves; Passeriformes; Pipridae
Gene: RFTN2
Product: raftlin family member 2
Exons: 10
Coding region: 4411-5934 (507 amino acids)
Source: RefSeq, a predicted model, not a curated record
UCCUGUCAUACUUAAAAACUAUUCCUUAAAAAGAAAAAAAAUUGGGGUGAAGAAAAAGCAAGUUGCCAAACCCAAGAGCCUUCAGAAUGGAACUCGGGGACUUUCUUAGUAUCUUAAAAUCAACUCGUUCUAUGAGGAAAAAAGUAAAUGUCAGUUCUUUACUGAAAUUAAUUGUUCUUGGGGAUGGGGCUGUGAAAAAUACUGGACAACGGAGUUGCAGAAUUCUUCUCAUGGGAUUUUGGCUUUUUCUGUCAUUAUCCUCUCCCAAGCAAAAACUUUACAUUUGCUUUCAGUCAUAAAACAAAGGAAGUAAGCCUGAAAACAAGUUCAGAGAGGAACUGAAGUUCAGAAAUGUUGCAGUUUGAGAUAAUUGAUGUUUAGGGGGUUUUAAAUGGUUUUCGAGUCCUGUAGCUGUUCAGAUACCCUCAGGUUCUGGGGAGAUCUGACUAAUUUAGCUUGUGUUUGCAGUUUGCCCCUUUGUGUCUUACUGAUGUGUCUGUCCUCUGUUUAAAAACAUUCUGUGUCAGUGAUGGCUGAUCUACAGGCAAUAAUAAUGCUGAUUAUUUUUUUUUUUCAAUAAUGUUCUUAUGUGCAUUUGGAGAUCAAAAUAUUCUACCCCAAGUAGGAAGCACGUUUGGUCCAAAUGCUUUGUUUUGACUUUGUCAGAGGAACUUAAGAGUUAUCCUUUCUGUUUCUUGUUAGUUGAGUCAGUUUUGGUCCUAGCAAUCUUUAUAAAUAACAAUGAUUUAUUCUUUAGGUAAUUGGAGUUUUAAGGUAUUUACAUUUCUGAUGCUCGCUGCACAAACCUUGAGACUGGGAAUGGAUCUUUAAAGUCUGUGCAGCUUGUAUUAGUGAAUUUAUUCCAGGUAAGCUCAACAGUUGAAAUGUUUUGAGUGAACAACCUUCCUGCAAAUAUACUGCCCAUGGUGGCCUGACAGGCUGGGAGGUGGGUGAUGUUUUCUUGGAAUCUUCAGCUAGUUCUAAAUCAUGUAACAAAGCAGGAGUUUUGUCAUGGUUGUGAUGCCCCUUAAAUUCUAUAACUCUUUUACUGAGUCAUUGAUUCAUCUUUCAAAAUUUAAAAUUAUAAUAUUGCCUCUUUUCAUUAUUUUUGAAGUUAAUGCAGCACUUAAACAGUAUGAUACAUAUUGCUUUGGACUUACUAGCCAGUAUCCUAACAGAAAGAGACAGGUAACAUUUAUUAUGGAUACUGGUGUAGCAGACUGAACUGCAGAUUCAGUUACUUAUGAUCUUGAGUUUUAGUAUCCAUUAAAAACUAAAUGCUUAUUAUAAGUUCAUCUCUCUGAAUUUUUAUUUAUUAUUUUUAGCCUUUAUUUAGACAGUGUGCAUGCAGACAAGGAAAAUGUUCCAUGUACCUGCAUGGGUUCUGUGAUUUUCCUUAUGUCUCAUGAUUUUAAUCAACAGGGAACUGAGAUGACUUGAGGAAAAAACCAUGCUACUGUCAGGUACUAUUUCCUGUUCUUGAUCUUUGAAGGUACUGGGGGAGGCAAAGUUUAAACUGGAUUAUUUUAUUAAAUGGUCUCUGCAGGUGAUACUGGGUUUUGGAGAAGGAUAGGCUCUGUAUUCAGGUUGGUUUAUCACAGAUGUUCGAAACCCCAGGAAGUGUUACCUUUACAAUUCUAGCAAGAGAGAUUUCCUCAGAAAGGGGUGCCUGUACCUCUUGUAUUUGACACCAGUGCCACAGACAGAGAGCCUGCCUUGGAUGUCAGUAGUAUUGGUAACAGCUCAGCAUAGAGUCAGGAACAGGGACACGUGUAGUUCCAAAUCCGUUUCAAGCAUGGUGUUGUGUCCUUCUGCUCAGUAAGCUCAGUAAUGUAACAAAAAAGACAAAAACGCCUCCUUGCAAAUGUUUUCAAACCUCCCACAGACAACAGGGAACAAAGCACAUCAUGACCAGGGGACAGGAACAACGCUGAGCUGGGGAUAGGCAGCAAGAGUGUUUGUCUCACAGUCUGGUCAGAACUGCUGUGCAGAAGUGCUGCUGCUUCUCAUCCUGCACUGCCAGCAGAAGUCAGUAAUCCAUUGCUAGGGACACACUCCUGUGGGUGUGCUGGUCUUCUGCAGGCUUCCUAUCACUCUUCCAGUUCGUCAGAAUAAAAACUCUUGGGGGAUCCUGGAAGCCUUCCAUGGAAGCAUAGUUCCUUUGGAUUCACUGGCCCUUUGUUUGGCUAACUUUGCCUUUUUAAAAGUCUAAAAAUUACAUCAAGCUUCAAUGAAGGAGUCACAUGCUCUUUCAGUGGGGGUACUGUGACUGCAACACAUUAGUGAAUCGGUGUUUUAGGGAUUUGCUCCUCUCUGAUACCAGUUCCCAGCGUGUUUGCAGCUUGCAUCACUGUAAGUGGAUUGUUUUGUAGUUUGUAUCCACUUUGCAACAGGAAACUACAGCUAUUCAGGCAGCUCUUCAAGCAGCUCUUGAAUCCAAGAAUCUUGUGAUUCUGCUUCUCUCCUGAGUCAUUUGGUUGCCUUGAUGCAGUUGUGAACUCCUGUGAGGGAUGCUGCUGGUUCUUGCUGAUUUUGUUUUGUCUUCAUUUUGACAUGUGAAGUCCACAGUUUCAUUGGUUCAAUCUAGUGACUGAGUCAAGUCUGCAGUGGCAACUGUUGACUGACUUCCAACUUGGAAGUUUAAAGCUCCUCAUACUAAUCUAGGGCUGCACAAAAUAAGGACCACUGCUUUUAUUUGUAACAGUGUUUCUUUGUGGUGUCAUGGGAGUUUGUUUAUACUAUGGAAAAUCCUGUCUUGGUGAGAAGGUUGAAAUAUUGUGUAAGCCUCGUCAUGAAGAGCUCAAAAUACAAUAUUCUGGCCUCACUAAAAAUGUAGCUAUGUUAAGUAAAAUAAAUAAAUGAAAAGGCAGCCUGCUGGCAACUGGACUAGUGCUGCAAAAAGUUGUUUUACUUGCAGCUCUCUUAGUCAUGCCAUGGCUUUAUGCAAGCAGUUACAGUGGAUCUUAAAGUCUGUGUGGAAUGAAGCAGUGGGGUUCUCAGGGUUGAGUGGACAGUUCACAUGUAUGGCUGGUAUAGCAACAGUUCAGGGAUAACCUUUACUGAAAACUGGGAGCAAUUUAUGUGUAAGACAACGUGCAGGAAGAUGAUGAAUUUUGCUUAUUUGGCAUAUUUUCCCAGGUUUUAAUCAAGAUGACAAUACUCAGGGAUUUCCUCUAGGUUUCAGCACCCGGGAGCUUGUUUUAAAGACUGUGAUAAUUACAGCUUCAGUCCUAGGUUCUGUGCUCAGUGACUUGUAAACUUUUCCAGAGUUAAGUAAAUUUAAGCUAUAAUGUGUAUUUCAAAGGGGUAUGGUCUUUAGAUUUAUCAUUCCUGGUAAGUUACUUAAAUAAAAAGUUAGAUCACUUUUCUUCCAAAAGAACAGAAUCUCACAAAUAGUUAAUGCCUAACUUAGAGUGAUUUGUUAUAUGAAAUGUUGGCAUUUUUAAUAAGAUUAAUAUAUUUCAAUGAAAAAAAGCAGAAAAUCUUUUUGAAUUCAAAUGUGCAGUUCCUUUAAUCUAAAAUGGUAUUAUGAAUCUUUGGCUUUCUCUAGAUGAUUCUGAAUUUCUCUAGGUGCAAUCUAAAAAUAAAAAGGUGAAUUUCCUAACAAAGCCUUAGAAAAUAAAUUACUGUUCCUUUUUCCUCUAUGCAUUUUCAUGGUUUGCAUCAGCUGUAAUACAGUUACAAGUGACUUGCAAUAGUUAAUGUAAGAGCAUUGAGAGCCCUUAAAAUUAUAGUAAAUUUUCAGGACCUAAAGAUAAGUUCAGUAUAGGAAACAGUGUUGAAAGCCAGUGGCUGUAGCAACUGAGGUCAUCCUAACAGAGGAGGAAAGGAUUUUAUUUGUUCACUACCCGUGAAAAAAUGGGAAACAAAGUUUUGUAACUUUUUUCAUAUAUAAUGUUGAAAAAGUCUUUCUUCCCAUUUGAAGUGAGGAAUAUUUCAGUGUCAUUUUUUGGUGGUUUUCAAAACCAGUUACAUAAGUUAAUUUUAGCAAUGUAGAUUCUUACCGAUUUUUCUGGACGAGAAAUUACUACAUAAAUUUGUUAUUACAAUGUAUUACAUUAUAUUGAUGUGUUUUUGGUUUUGUUUUUUUUUUUUCCUCUGGAAGAACAUUCCUAUAGAAAGGAAAUAGGAGCCAAAGUCUGAAAUCUAAAAUAAGGACUAAACAGCUUUUCAUUUGCUUUUCUACCCUUUGAGAUGCCAGAAGCAAUUUCCUCUUGAAGCUGACUUCCUCUCUGGAAGUGAUUUUCGUCUCCAACCAUGUUGAGGCUCUUUUCUCAUUCUUUCAUUCUGACUAACUUGCUUUUUUCCCCUCUGACUUUCUACUGCAGUUGGGAACUUCUGGAGUAAGAGCGACAGAUCUUGCUGCUCCCCCCACCUUUUCCUGCAACUUAAUCAUUUGCAGAUCUUGCCAUGGGGUGCGGACUGAGAAAGCUGGAAGACCCAGAUGAUAGCAGCCCUGGAAAAAUCUUUUCUACACUGAAGAGACCACAAGUUGAAACAAAGACGGAUUCUGCUUAUGAAUAUGUAUUGCUGGAUUUUACUUUAGAAGCUUCAUCAAAUCCAGAAGUUAUCAAGAUCAGUUCUGUGUUGGAUAUAGCCUCUCAGGUGGAAGAAUAUUACAGCAAAGGAUAUGUUGUAGGAGCUGUUCAUCCUAUUAUGCUGCCAAUUGGACGUAGAAGGAGUUUCCCUGCAAGUCACAUGUAUCGAGUGGUACUUUCACGAUUAAAAUUAAGCCAGAAGCAUGCAGCACCCAGAGGACAAAGGCACCCCAGGCUGCUGAUUGAGGAAUGUCCUUUAAUGUAUGAAACACUGACAAAUGAGGUAGUGAAAGAACUGUUAGAAAAGGUUAACGAAGCUGCUAAAAGAGGCAAGAAGUUUGUGGGAUUUGUAACGCAACACUUUGCUCAGCCCAAAGCCUGUAAUGGAACAAGCACGGAUGGAAAUGCAGAGCUGGAAGCAACACUGGGCAGAAGAAACAGGGAACACAGGAGAGAAAAUUUUGAUGAAAACUAUAAAAACUGGAAUGAGGGGACAUUGAGUGGUCAUUCAUCUGAGAGUGGGAUAGAGGAGGAAAUGCAAGGAGAAAGCAGACUAUUAGAGGAUUCAGACUUCCAGAUUGGAAAAGAAGUCAGCCCUUCUAAACCACGGAAAGGAGAUGACAAGCUAUAUACAGUCUUCAAUGUUUUUGAUGACGAUUCCACCUGCUGGACCUAUCAUGAAGGUGUUUUGUCUAUGAAAGUAACAAGGAAGGGGCCAGUUGUUAGUACUCUGGAAGCAGACUGGCUAGAAUUAACUACAUUUUAUUAUAAACAAGGAUUGUCCUUAGUUGAUUCUUUUGUGCACUGGGAAUCUUCUAAAGGGGACUAUUUGCCCAAAUCUUUAGAGGGAUUAUUUAUCUAUGAAGAAGAAGGUGCUGGGGUUCCAGGUUCUAACAGGAAAGGAAAUGAUGCAAUAGUUGUUGAACAAUGGACAGUCAUUGAGGGGUGUGAAAUUAAAACAGAUUAUGGACCUUUAUUGCACACGCUGGCUGAGUUUGGAUGGCUCCUGACCUGUGUCCUGCCUACACCCAUCGUACGACACGACAGUGAAGGAAAUCUCGCUACAAAGCAAGUAAUUUUUCUUCAGAGACCUGUUAUGUGGAGUUCUGCUGUCCAGACACCAGAGAGGAAAUCCUUAAGACAAGUUACUGGGGAGGAAAAAAGCAAAGUGUCUAGCAGAAGUGUUGGAUUAGACACAGCUACUUCUUGCCCUCCAGAAAUUGGACAACCACCUGGCGAGUUUCACCUGUCUCCUUCUAAACAGUGUUGGAUGAAGGAGGGAUCCUCCCAGUAUGGAGGUUUUCCAGGAUUCAGUAGCAGUGACGGAGUAUUAAGGGAACUGGAUGAUGGACAAUAUGACCAGGAAGAUGGAGUCACUCAGGUCACAUGUAUGUGAUAAAGUAAGUAACUGCAUCAGAUGGACAUGUACAUAAUUCACACAAAUGGAUUUUUUUAAAAAAAUUAUACUACUUUAAAUGCAUUGGUAUAAUCCUAUGACUUUGCCCAGACUCAUUUUGUAUUGUUGUCAGUUUUUGUUGUGUUAAUCCUACUGUAGUAAUAAUACUACUACAAAAUCAUUUCCUUUUCUGUCUCUCUUUAAUAGUGUAACUACAAGACUGGGUGUUCUCCUAACUUGUUAAUGCUUUUGACAAGCAAGGAAGCACAAGCUGCAAAAGAGUGACAGUUUGAGUUGUGUAAGGAGAAAGGAAUGAGGAUGUUUAGUAUUUUCCACAAACUGGAGGAAUGUUUUUGGGUUUGAUUGAUUGAUUGUUGUUUGUUUUUCUAAGGGUGUUGUAAAUAUUGGUGGGGAAAGAUGAACUGUCUGGCUGUUAAGUUUUAAUGUAAUUCUCACUUUAGAACUUGCAUAAGUUCUAAAGCCUAGAGAAAUGUCAGGUCUUAGCCUAGAGUGUUAGUAAUUUAAGCUACAUUCAGACUUGGUGUGGACAGAAAAGCUCGGGAUGCUGUAGGCAGACACGUGCUCCUGUAAUAGUUUCACCUCUGCAGGUUGUAUCAGAGUUCCUUGUACGUGUAAGCCAGGUGCUGUCAGAGCUUAUAACUUGUGUAAUGAUGUAUUUGUAAUUUACUCAUGAGUGGAAAUUAAGAACCACUCACCCCCUGGAAGAUACCUUGCAGUCUAUGAGCAAGUAGUUUGAGAAGCUCAGGAGCAGCAUUGACAUCAGUGUGCCCAGUGAAGCUGCUAACAGAGGAGGAGGACAUAGGCUAAACUUCGUGGGCAGUAUUAGAUCAUGCAGUAUAUACAAACAUGCUGAUGUGUACAUAAAAAAUGUCUCAGCUGAAUGUAUCUCACACUGGAUAAGGUGUAUUCAGCUGCAUCAAAUACCAGACAUCCUUACCAUGGGGAGGAGCUGCUUGCGUUGAGAGUGAUGCUGGCAGGGCUAUGUGGGGAGAGGCACAAACAGGAGUUAUUUUUAUGCUGCUGUCUGGAAACUACACUUUACAGAGGAGAAGCUGAAUAAAAAUGUAUCUCCAGAAAAAAUUGCAUUUUUCAUUUAGUUUUAGAAGCGAAAAACUAUAAAUGCUCUUCAUAUUUAAGCUAAUGCAAAAUAAUUUAGUCAGGAUGAGAAGUCAGAACAGAACUGAGCAAUUGUAUUCACAACCCUGCUCUCAAUGUUUGCAGUACAGCACACACAUCACCCAGGGAUUCUGAUACCUGUCUCUGUGUGUUGUGCUGCAGACAUGGAGAGAAAUGUCAUAAAUAUGUUUACCUACACCAGUCUGCUCCCCUGGGGGGGCAUCCCACCAGCUGCUGUGGGAGUCUGCCUGUCCACAGUGGUAGGUUGCUGGCAUUAAACACAGUGGGCAAAUCAGUGCAGUGACAAGAACACCAACAACUAACUCCAGAUGAGUACCCCAGGAGAUGACCAGGAUAAUGGAAGUGUAGCUGCAAUCUCAGAGCUGUGCAGAAAUAAUAUGGGCAGAAGCUGCUUAUUUUGAUAAGCAAAAAUUAACUCAUGAAGGAAAGAAGUUACACUUGCUGCUAUUUCAAUUUAUUUUUGUAGGGUGGGCAGGGGGGAAACCCAUUCUACUGGCAUAAUUAGCGUAGUGGGAGCUUGAAAUAUUAUUGCUGCUUCCCAGUUUGAUUGUGAAAUUCUUGGGGGCAGGCUUGUUUAUUUUUCAUUUUGGAAGAGGAACUCUUAACAACUAUUUGUAGCUGGUUUGGGAUUUUUUUUUUUCCCAAAAAAAAUGCACAGCCCUGGAGCUGGAGACGUUGCUGCAGCUUCUUUUUCCCAUUGCAUGCACUGUGGGGAGCAAUGGGAGCACAGGAGUACCUGUAAUAGGAGGCAUGGUAAGAAAUCCCUUCUUGCCAAGGCUUCUCUCCCAGCUUUCCCAGCAUUUCGAGGUCAGAGAUGUGGGGCAUGAACCUUGCAUUUCAUUCCCUGUCUGGGGCACUGUGUGGAGGAAGAUCCCCCUGCUAACAGGGAGGGUGCUGGGCUGGGUGUUCCCUGCAGAGCCUGACCCAAAUGCUGCUCUCUCUUGCAGCUGCUGCUCUGGGAACAGCAGCCGUGGUCACAGUUAGCAGGGAUCCCCUCCGUGGUACACAGGGGGAAGAAAUGACAGACAUACAUGUUACAUCUGUCUCUGGCAGAAAGCCAGGUAACUCCAGCAUUUUAAAAAUGGAGUAACAGCUGGGCUUUUGCAACUUAGAAUACGUUGCUCUCCUUUUAAAAGUAUUUUUCAUGAGUUAUCCAAAACUCUGGUGCGCUUGUAAUUUUAACUACUGGUCAUUCUCCAUACAAGUCAAACCUGUAAAAUAAGCAAGAAUUGGUCAAAAACUUCAGCAAUUCUGAAUAUUUCAAGUUGGAGCUUUUAAAAUAUAUAAAGAAAUUACCUUUUAUUAAGCACUAUUCUUGCUUAUGGUGGUUAACAGUAGUGAAUCCUUAAGCAACACUGAACUACAACUAUUUAAGUUACAAAGUAUAAAGCAGUAAAUUUAAUGCAGUUACUCUUUCUAGAAUGCAUUACUUGGAUAAAAAGAAUCAUUUAACUUUUAACUGAGAUCCUAUCAGCUGUUGAGAGUGCAGAAAAUUCGAAUAAAAUAGUAUCAUUUUAAGAGAUUUUUCCCCUUACAAGUUAUGGGAGGUACACAAGGGAGAUUCUGUUUUGGUAUGAGGGUACCACAUGGAUAUCCACAGGUACACUCUAGAAUAUCGUUCCUUUUAGCAAGACUUGUCUUAAAAUGAAAUAAAAUCGUAUUCCUUUCCAGUAGUCCCCAGUUUUAACUGUGCUUUAGUUCUUGCUUGUGAAUCUCACAGGUGUUGACAGUGCUGCAAACCUCUGAAUUUCUUUCUUGUCUUUUUAAUUCAGUAUAAAUAUGUGAAAUUGUUUCCUCUGAACACACUCAGCAAUUCCUGUUAAAGAACAGCUGGGUUUUUUAAAUGUCAUUUUUCUCACAGUAUGAAAGUUGCCCCUGCUGUAGAAAUAUUAAUCUUGUUUUCCCAGGUCUCCAUUGUCUUUCACCUCACAGGCUCUGUAUGGAAGAAAAUAAACAAAAUACAGUUCUUCAUAUGGGGGGGGGGGAAAGCCAACCUGACAGGAGUCAAGAUAGAAAUGUGUGAAGUGAGUGGCACAGAGGGUAGCAAAGGAAUGAAUUCCUCAGCUUUUUUUUUUUUUUUUGGUACAAGAAAUCAGGGCCAUCAUGGUAGUGGUAGGUAGCCAGUUUGGAAUAAAUCAUGGUAUCUGUUCAGCUGACUGUAGAAUUCCUUGCUGCAGGAUGUUGUGUGUAAAGUUACGUGGACUUAAAGGUGACCAAAAAACUCCUGAAAGGAAAAACAUUAUUCUCUCUGAAGGUCACUGAACCAGAAGCAGACUGUGAAAAACUGGUGUGACUGCACACCUCUCCUGUUCCUUAGAUUAUUGUGAGCACCAGGGGCUUCAUCACUGGUGGCAUGUAGCUGAGUGCUCUCCUGCUGCAAGGCUUGCUUUUGAAAGUCAGGGCAAGAGUUACAUCUGACUUCACACACUAGUCAAAGAACAGAGUAAACCACCCGUCCUCCUAAGGCGUGGAUGCUGAAACAGACUAAAUUGAAAAUGCUUCUAAAACACAUUAUGGAAAAUCUUCUAUUUUGUUCCUUAUAGUUAAAAAUGCUGAAAGACAACUAUAUCCCACUUGGAUAAGUGAGAAGGGGAGAGUUCAUUUUGGGUAUACAGGAUUCUAAUUUCAGAGACUCAUUUCAUCACCUGGUCUUACAACCAGAGCAUUUAGCUGUGCCUUUACUAGUGUGGGUGACCACCACUGUCCAUUAAGUAAACAAAGUUUGUAAAUCACAAGACCUGUCAGAGUAACUAACAAAAGUUUUUGUAUGCUAUUAUGUGUGUAUAUGUACACACACUGCUCAGUUUCCAUUUUACCAGAGUGCAUUAACUUAUGUUUUAUUGUAAGAAUUGCAAAUUAAAGCAUGGAUGCAUUCUCUGACAGAAAAAGAAGUACAUUUUUACUCAAUGACAGGGCUUCAGUCAGGGGCAGCCUGUGUGUCUGAACUGUAGUAGGAAAGUCCCUGACCUAUGUGACAAGAGAAAUGCUCUGCAACUAUCAGAACAGAGAUAGAAGGCAGCCAGUACUGUUCAUGAACUUCUGCAGAAGAAUGUUUAUAUUUUCUGAUGCUUAAAUUGUUUGGAGAGGAAAUAGUUUUCUAGUGUUUACAAACAGGAAGAAAUUGUCCAGUGUUCAAUGUUUUGUACCCUGCUCAUAAUUGUCAGAACAGUUUAUUUACAUACCUGGUCAACUGCAAUAAACUGUUGCUUAACUUCUGUGUUUCCUAUCUGUAAAGUACUAUUUUUGUAAAGGGUAAGAUCUUUUCUAUAGUUCAUAUAGGAAGGUUCUCACCAUUAAAAGCACUUACCAAAUCA